AUGAGCAACAUGAAAGGCGAUUUAGUUGUAUCCUUCCUUUCUCCAAGCUCACCCCCCAUUUCCAGUAUUGCAUCUAGCCCGUUAGAGUCAGUGUGCUCGACCAAAGACGAUUUACCCGAGCAGAAUCUUGCAGCAAAGGUAUACCUCCAAUGUCAAAGACUAUGGGAAAGUUCGGAAAUCAAGAUCGGAGACGAAAUCCAGACUGCCAGGCAUCGAAGCUUUCCCAUCACAGUUUCGGAUGAGAAUGGCAGUGAUGAGUUCAUUUUUCAAGUUCCAAACGAUACGUCUGACAUUGAACUUACGGCCGCUGUGUACAACUACAUCCACCAGGAGCUUGAUCUCAAGGCUAACACGCCUAGGGUCCAUCACAAGAACAGCGGCUUUGAUGGGCCUGUAGGCCACCCAUAUCUGGUCUUCUCUCGCCUACCGGGUCUUUCCCUCCAAGAAACUUGGCCAAAUCUCACUCAUGAACAGAGACUAUCUGUCGCUCGUCAGGUCGGCGAAUUAUACCUUGAUCUCCAAUCCGCAACCAACUCGCACUGCGGACUGUUCAAGGUGCCCAUGGAUAGAUAUGGCCAUAGCAUGGAAGGUAGUGUUCUCCUCGAGGCCUUUGGACAACAGCGCUAUCAUCUUGAAAAUACCGAAAGAGACUCGAUCGAGCUCGAGGAAGAUGGUCUAGUUAACCUUAAUAAUCUACGUAAAGACCCGCCUGGUCUGUCCGCACGAGACAUGGCGAUUCUGACAUUUGAAAGGCGGAAAUAUUAUUCUUCGGCAUCUCGGCGACAGUGGUUGGAAGAAUACACGGACAAAGCCGUUGACAUGAUCAAAGCGAUUACUCACAAAGGCUUACUGGACGACACCAUUUGCAUUUGGCACCGUAAUAUCUCUGCUGAGAAUAUCUUGAUAGAACGAGAUGCUAAUGGCGAACCCAAGAUCACGGGGCUACUGGGCUGGGACGGUGCCGGAUUCGCACCUCGCUUCAUGACCUGCCGCGCUCCACAGUGGCUCUGGACGCGCGUGGGAACCAAAGUUGUACGAUUUGCGCCUGGGCCAUGUGACGGCAACAUACAUGUCAGCAAAGGGUAUCCCGAGAUGGACGAGGAGCCCUUCGAGGCCUUUGAGCCGACAAAAUCUGAAGCGAAGAAAAUCAAGGCUGCAUUCGACGAGGCCGUUGGAGAGGUAUUCACAAGGGCAGCUUACGACACUCAUAUGAUUAUUGCUCGGCGCCUAAUGCAUGUAGCAGCUUGCAGCGUUUGGGAUCUAGACCAUACUCAAGAAUUAGCUAUGAUAUUCGCGGAAUGGGAGCAUCGAAAGAUUCGAGCAGAGAAGCUGAAAGAGGGGGUUCGCAACAUGUUGGACCGUGGUGAAGUCCGUAGGCGGGGCAGCCUGUAA
Messenger RNA from Pestalotiopsis fici W106-1, 1392 nucleotides. RefSeq lists its product as uncharacterized. The transcript has a single exon. The record is from RefSeq and is a predicted model, not a curated record. Lineage: Eukaryota; Fungi; Ascomycota; Sordariomycetes; Amphisphaeriales; Sporocadaceae. Bases 1 to 1392 code for a protein of 463 amino acids.